This is a messenger RNA of Drosophila elegans, 1026 nucleotides long. RefSeq lists its product as uncharacterized. Gene Ontology annotation, cellular component: chitin-based extracellular matrix. Gene Ontology annotation, molecular function: structural constituent of chitin-based larval cuticle. The transcript has 6 exons. NCBI's taxonomy places the organism in Eukaryota, Metazoa, Arthropoda, Insecta, Diptera, Drosophilidae. Bases 1 to 936 code for a protein of 311 amino acids. The record is from RefSeq and is a predicted model, not a curated record.
AUGGCUAUAUGCGGCACGAGAGAUUCAAGAUUACGCGGCUCAUCAUCAUCAUCAUCAUCGCCAUCUCCAUCUACAUCUCCAGCGCCAGCUCCAUCGUCAGCAGCCCGAGUUCAACCCAACUCCAAGAUGAAGUUCACCAUUGCCAUCGCCUUCACCUGCCUUCUUGCCUGCGUCCUGGCAGCUCCUCCGGCCAGCCAGCAGGAAGCCCAGGUGCUCCGUUUCGACAGCGACGUCCAGCCCGAGGGCUACAAGUUCGCGUCGCUUGCUAACUGGUUUCUGGUUUUCUUUAGCGUGGAGACAAGUGACGGCAAGUCGCACCAGGAGGAGGGCCAGCUGAAGGACGUGGGCACUGACCACGAGGCCAUUGUGGUCCGCGGAUCCUACGCCUAUGUGGGUGACGAUGGCCAGACCUACACCAUUAACUACCUGGCUGAUGAGAACGGAUUCCAGCCGGAAGUCUUCGAUUGGCGGCCUCCGAUCCGACUAUAUAAACGUCUGGACAGGGCCAUAAACAUCACAAAUCAAGUAACGUUGACUAGCCGUUCGGUCGCAAGUUCCCAACGAAUCCUCAACCAAUCAACCCAAACUCAAAAAACAAAAAUAACCAUGAAGUGCACAGUCGCCAUCGUCUUCGCCGCCCUCUUCGCCGUCGUCCUGGCCGCCCCCGCCCCCGAUGCGGAAGCCCAGAUCCUGCGCCUGGAGUCGGAUGUCCAGCCCGAGGGCUACAACUUUGCUUUGGAGACCAGCGAUGGCAAGAAGCACGAGGAGCAGGGCCAGCUGAAGAACGUGGGCACCGAGCAGGAGGCCAUCGUGGUCCGCGGAUCCUACUCCUUCGUGGCCGAUGAUGGACAGACCUACACCGUCAACUACGUCGCCGAUGAGAACGGAUUCCAGCCCGAGGGUGCCCAUCUGCCCAAUGUGCCCAUCAGCAACUAAGCGGAUACGGACACCGAUUCGCUAACCGAGAGCUGUUCUAUGUAUAUGGUUUCUAGUUGAUUAUUAAAUAAACGCGGCAAGAAAAUCGAA